AUGUCAGUUAGUUACGUUUCAAGCGUCGCUGAGAUCACAGAAGCCAACAUGAAGUUCGCCGUCGUCGUAGUCCUGUUCGCUUUCGCCUGGGGUGUCAACAGUUCGGUGGUUCCCCUGCUCACCUCCGUCCAUGGCGGAGCUGUGGUGCUUGGAGCACCCGCCGUCGCCGGUUCGGUGGCCAUCCAGGCCUCCGCCGUGCCCGCUGCUGUUCCCGUGGCCCUGUCCCCUGCCGGUCCCGUCCUCAUCCAGUCUGCUCCUGCGGUGAUUGCUGCUCCAGCUCCCGCUGUGGUGGCUGCCCAUGCUCCUGCCGUGGUCGCUGUGGCUGCUCCCGAGGCUAGCUAUGUGGCCAAGACCCGCGGUGCCGUCCACGUGGCUCCUCUGCCCGGACACGUUCAGUCCGCCGCCUCUGUCAACCUGGAGCCAGCACCAGGCACCUGGUAAAGACCUGGAAGCACCAAUGGAAUACCGAUCUUGACCGCCACACCACUCGCAAGCACGACUCUUUAAGAGGUCAAGUCCUGGCCCCCAUAUUCUUUGGAUUUAUCCCUCCUGAGUUAGUGAGAUCCUGAUCUAGGGAUCUCCAUUGUUCAGCAAUCUAAGUCAAUCCUAUCCAGUCUAUAUGUUUCCGCUGUAUACUCUCUGGUCUUUAUAUUUAUCCGCCACCCCCCUCUGUUGUCAUCUGGAAAUUUGUUUCUUUUUGAAUAAAAACAAAAAUGUUAUUAUAACAAAA
Messenger RNA from Drosophila serrata, 730 nucleotides. RefSeq names its product adult cuticle protein 1. Lineage: Eukaryota; Metazoa; Arthropoda; Insecta; Diptera; Drosophilidae. The record is from RefSeq and is a predicted model, not a curated record.